Messenger RNA from Diorhabda sublineata, 5892 nucleotides. RefSeq names its product zinc finger protein 611-like. The record is from RefSeq and is a predicted model, not a curated record. Gene Ontology annotation, cellular component: nucleus. Bases 123 to 1235 code for a protein of 370 amino acids. NCBI's taxonomy places the organism in Eukaryota, Metazoa, Arthropoda, Insecta, Coleoptera, Chrysomelidae. The transcript has 2 exons.
AAAAAAUAUUUUCCGAGUUGUUCAGAAUUGGGUUUCCGAAAAUUUUCAUUACAGCUCUGCGCUGUGUACUAUUUUCAACAUAUAGGUUAUGUCCUAAAAGUCCAUCGAUAAUUUUGUGUUUGAUGAUGGCGAUUCUAUUUGAAGAUUAUUUUUUCGGGAGGCCCGAAUUCGGAAUAAAAGAAGCGAUAACUAUAUUGGAAAGAAUCCGAGAAGAGCCUAGAGAAUUUGAAGUAGCAAAUUUAAUUAGAACACUAAAUGAUCAAAAUGAGAACAAAAAUAAUAAGUCUGAGGUGAUUACAGAAAAUUUAGUAUCUUCAAACGAAAUAAAGACAAAAGAAUUUCAAAAUGAAAAUAUUGUGUAUACAGGUUUGCACUCGCCUGAAAAGACGGCGACAACUUAUAACCAAUCUUUUAAUCCUGAUUUCAAGAUUCAUGAAUUAAAAAAUAAAGUGGGUAAGUAUCAAAAGAAAUCUUUACCCCAAACUUCUAAUACCCAAUAUGAGAAUAAAAUAACUCAGUGGAGUAAGCUUAGUGAUGAAGAACUAGCUAACAAACGACUUUAUGUGGAUUUAACACAAUGGAGACCAGAUAUAGUUAAUAACUCUAUAUUUCAAACCAAAGUAACAACUACAAAAGGUAACGAAGAUAAAAAAAUCGAAGAAAACUUUGAAGAAAAGAUCGUUAACUAUGAGUAUAAUACAGAAUCUCCUUUUAAAUGUGAAACAUGUUUCAAACCUUUUUCUAAGAAGUCGUAUCUGCAGCGUCAUCAAAAGGUACAUGCAAACGAUGAGAAAUUCAAAUGUUUAUUAUGUUUGAAAACUUUUGCUGAUAAUUCCAACUUAAAAAGACAUUAUUUGUAUUUGCAUAGCGGUAAUAAGAUGUUCAAAUGCACAAUCUGUGCUAUGACAUUUGUAGAAAACUCCGGCCUCAAAAGACACUAUUUGUAUAAGCAUAGUAAUGAAGAGGAGAAGAGGUAUAAAUGCAAAAUUUGCUCAAAAAAAUUUGUAGAAAAUGGGGGAUUAAAGAGACACAUUUUGUAUAAACACAGUGGCGAAGUAGGUAAAAGGUAUAAAUGUACAAUAUGUUCUAAACAAUUUGUUGAACAUUGGAUGUUGAAAAGGCAUUGUUUGUAUAAACAUAGUGGAGGUAUGGGGAAACGGUUCAAAUGCAGGAUUUGUUCUAAAGAAUUUGUUGAAAACGGCGGAUUAAAACGACAUUUAAAUGUACAUUUGUAAUAGUAAUUUACAAAAACCGCCGGGGUAUCGCUUUAUAAAGUACAAGUUUCAAGAAUUUCCAGACGAGUACUUUAAUGAUGUUUCAUGGUAUUAUAUUAUGUAAUAUUUUAUUUCAUACUGUUUUUUUUUAGUUGAGAUAGUUUUUUACAAACUUUAUGAGAUAUAAUAUCUUUAGAAAAAACAAGAUUUCUAUCACAGGUGAAUUUGAAAUUAUUAAUGAAGAAAUAAUUUUUUUUUAAUUUUGUUUAUAUUCAUCUAAUUGUCUAGUUUAAUUUUUGUAAAAUUUAAACUUACGGGUUAACUCCAAAAACAUUGUUAUCAUCACAGACCUAAUAACACAAGAGACAAAAUAUACCAUUAAUAAAAUGCAUUUAAAACGAUCCAACAUUGUUUGUGAACAAGUAAUAAGUGCAAAAAGGAGAGGAUUAUAUCGGCUCCAUAUUUCAUAGUUUUGGGAGCACAUAGGCCUUCAGAUUGGCCCCUUGUGCCCCACUUGACGUUACCAGAGGCCAAUGUCCUUUGAGAAGCCAAUCAGGCGCUUUGACUUGAACUCUUUGAUGUGCCUUGUCAGCUUAGCGUUGCUUUCCGGGGCAACGCUGCAAAAUGCGUACCUUCGUAUGUCGCCAGUGGUGCACUGAAUAUCAUUCUUCACAACGUCUAGGAUCUUGCUCCAUUUGAAUUAGUUACCAGGUCGUCUGGGGAAUAACGAUGCGAGGGAUUUUUUGGCAGAAGUUGCCUUUUUGCAAUACCAGCUAAAGAAAACCAUAAUUUUCGUUUUUCCAAAUCGUUAGGAAACCUGAUUUCACUCCAAGCAAAAUGUAAUAUAAGUAACAAUAAGCCUUAAAGUUCCAUAAUAUAGAGUAAUAAUUAAACCCAUUUCUUAAAUAAUGAAGUUUUAAAAAAAUAGGUUCAGGCUCAGGAAACGAAUUAUGAAUAUUUAAAUAUUUCAAACGGAAUAAAAAAUAUAAAAUUCUUUGGAAUUUAAGAAAUUCUAUUUGCAUGUAGAUCUAAUAUAAAAGAGUAAGGAAUCUGUUUUUACGUUCGGGACUUUUUUCUUGUUUACUUAGUAUUUCUCUUCAUAACAAAAAUAUUUGCAGAUUUUAACUUUAAUAGUUGAAUAAUAGAAAUGUAAAGAAACAAAAUAUUUCAAUAAUAGUAGAAAAUGGCCCGCCACUAGCAAUAAAUAAACUUUUUUUCCUGAGAUAAAACAUAACCCUACUUACUUAAGAAAAGUUAAAUAUGGAAAUAAAUGAUCCACUUUUCUACAAACCACACAACCACGAACCAUAAUUGUGUGAUUAUAUAAUUUUUUUUCAAGUCACAAUACCAAAAUAGCCAAAAAAUUGUAUAAAUAAUUAUAUAUGCACAGUUUCUGUAAGGCAACACCGCAAGAAAUAAAUUCAUUCAAUUCUCGCAUCCAGCCAUCAUCUAACGUAAAAUUCUAAACAGUGUUGUCACAUUUCUUUUUAUCUUAGUAUAGAAAUCUCAUACGAAUAAUUCAUAAAAUGAAAUUAUUUAUUUUAUAAUGAAUGGUUUGAUUUUAAUCUCCAAUCUCCAAUGGUAUAAGAAUAAAUUAAAUCACUUUUAGUUUAUUGGAUAUGAUACUAAAUUGCUCUUGUUUUAUUAUAUUUUUCCUCGAUAAACUUAUACAAUUUGUAAACUUGGCAAUACUGUGGCUACAGUUGUUUUAGCAUAAAAAGUGGAUAUUUGCACACUAUAGAAAUGUAAACAAUUUGGUCUCUUGUGUUAUUAGGUUUUAUAGUUUCCGAGAGGUAAAAUUACUUUAGUGACUCUUAAGCCAAAAUAUUUUAGUUUCAGUCUACAUUUUCCAAAUGGUACAGCAUGAAAUAGAAUUUGUUAAUUUAUAGUCACAAAUUCCACGAAGUUUUAAAAAUGUUUAUAUCUAAUUGUCUGGUUUAAUUUUAAACAUGAGGGUUAACCUUAAAAACAUUGUUACUGUCAUUUUAAUUUAAUCAAAGUUAUAUUUCAUUUGUUGUAAAUUUUUUUUGCCUCACUCAUCUGUGUUGAUUAACAUAGUUUCCGGGGGGUGAAGUUACUUUACUGACCCUUGAGUCUCCCUUAGUUUUCUAAAUAGUACAGUAUGAAAUAAAAUAUUUGAAUUGAAUAUAGAAGUGUACGUAAUUAUGUUAUAUCUGAAUUUGAAGCAAAAUGAGUUUCAAUCACAUUUCAACUAUUCAGAUUAUCUAGAGAAUUAUAUGGUGCAAUAAUUAAGUUUUGUGUUUCAAUAAGAAAACAAUAAAAAAUUAUUAUAUCUUUUGCCGAAGUUGAUAUGUGUCUUUCAAUAUUUAUCGAUUUUUUAAACUCAAAAAAUGUGCUAUUCCAAUUGAUUAUAAAUAUUAAUUGAUUCUUAAAAAACACACACUUUCCAGCAUAAUUUUAUACAGUAUUAUAGUGGAUUUGAGCUAAAAAUAUACAUGGACAUUGUAUACGGAGCCCUAGCUAGAAUAAUAAGUAAUAGUUUAGGCAAAUAUUUGGGAAAGUCAACUAGUGAUCAAAUUUUCAAUCUGAAGGUAAUCAAGAACAAUAUCUAUAACCAUGGAUUAAACUUAAAACUUCUCUUUGCGGAUUUCAAGCAAGCGAAUUUGGGAAUGAUGACACCAAAUAACACCUAAAUGAAGUAACUGUCGAAGGAAGCAUAUUAAACAAAAAGAGGUUAGAACCCACUAUCAAAGUGCUCUUUAACCUUUUACUAGAAAUGAUUCUGAUAAGUAGUGGCAUCCGAACCCAGGGGGUCCAAAUAUAUGAAGUGAUGACAGAGCAAAACAGAGAAAGCCUUGUGCCUAUACGUUUUAACCCAUAAUUUGGGUGAUACAAAACAUGUAAUGAAGCAGAGGCAAAAUUGGAAACAUUACAUUCGAUCAGUGGCGGUUUUUUUCAGUACAAUCAACUAGUAGAAAACUAGUCGUGUCCUUCGAUAUUUUGGGAUUAACGAUUAAAGCCCAGUUGCCAACACUAAGAACUUCAACUCCAACCAAGUUACUAUUUGUACUUGUUGGAAGCCUCUAAUCAUUCAUUUUAAAAGAUAGAAAUAUUGGAUGGUAAUAAGUCUUAUCCAAUUAAUAAAUUAGUUUCAAAUUGUGCUGGUGAGGGUAUUUGAAAGAAUAGCAGCAACUAGAAUAAUAUAAGAUUCUUCAGUUGAAGUUGUUUCUUAGAAACAAAAUAAUUCUGUAAGACAAAUAUCAGAAUAUUAACUAUUAUUCUCUCUCAUUAUCAUGCUAGAAUCAAUAGAAUAGUGUAAAAAAGUGAAUUUUAUAAAAAUGUGAUUGUUUUUAUAAUGUACGGGAUAUUUCUUGUACUAUUAUACAGCUCAAAGAUUUUAUAUUAUUUGACUUAUCAAAUGUUCAGUGCUAAUUGUGUUUUUAGACAAAUAGUGAUUAAAGAAUAUGUAAUGCAACCUCCAAAUAUGUAGAUACGUGAAGUUUCCUGAUGUUGAAAGUAUACAAUCACUUUUGUAUUCAGAUAUUUAUUUUAACCCACGGGUAUAAUGAAUUAUCCUUUAUAUAUAAGGAGAAUAAUUUUUUUCUUGGGGUUGGGUUGAGUGUUUUCUGUUGUAUUUCUAUAUAAUAACUGCUACACGUUUUUGCAGCUAAAUUUUAUAAACAUGCAAAUUAUUAUAUGAUACUAUGUUUUUAAAAAUAUUCUCUACUUAUUUGUGUCUUUUAAAUAAAACCAGAGUUUCAAUUUUCUGAUUCUCUUAUAAGAGAUGUCCUAAAUUAUCUUGUGCAAAUAAUUAUAGUACGAAUAUAUUUAUUGAGAAAUUUUAGAGGAUCCAGGCCCUUUUUGUGUGUGUACUUGCCUUAGAACAGACUAUAAUAAUUUGCCCCACUCACAUCUAUUAUACCUCCACACCAUCCAUAAAUUUCGAAAUAGAUUUUCACCUCUGAAGUACCUUCUGUUGGUUUUGGUUUGUGGUUCUUGUAUCUCUAAUUCUGUUUUCAAAAAAUUCUUUUAUCCACCAUCUAUACACCUGUCCUGUAUCCUCCUAUACCUCCUAACGAAAAUAACACACUAAAAAUCAUACUGACCAAGAUAUAUAACACAGGAGAAGCGCUAAAAGAUUGGUAAAUGGAUAUAAUUACACCAAUAUUCAAAAAAGGAGACAAUAACAACAACAUUUACGACAAAAAGUAAAACGUGCUCCCCUUAUCUAUUAGGUGCAUGUAUGAUAGUUAAUUUGGGACGUCAACUUUUAUUUGAAAGUAGAGUAUUAUAACGUUUUGUGAUUUUUUUUUAUUAUUUUUCUAUUUAUUUAUUUUGUGUGUUAAAUGUACGCCACUCUGAUAUCACAUGAGUAUACAUGUCACAUUUUUUAACUAUAAUAAUAAUGAAUUUUUAUUGUGCAGAGCUUUUCAAAAAAUGUCUCAUGUACUUUACCACACAUUUUGGAUUUUAUUACAACUAAUAUUGUAUAUACUCCAGAAUGUGUGAUAUACCCUGUAUAAUGGUAGCGAUAAAUCAUGUGUACUCUUGUAAAAAGUUACAAUAUCAAAGUGGUUAACUUAAUAAAAUAGUGUUGAUAUUUUUUUAUACUAUUUAAAAUGUAGUAUACAAUAUACAAAUCUAUAGAAAGCUUUCGUGACCAUAAACGUACUAUUAUUUAUUAUAAUGAAAAUAAAUAUAUAUCUUUUGUGUAAAA